UUCUAGUCACGACCUCUGGAAAGGAGAAAGAGGCGAGCGUGAGCGAAGGGGCUGGAGCCGGGUGAGCCUGUUGGAAAAGGAACCGUCGUAUGUUUAGGCUCCCGCGUGAAGGGGGCGGGGUUAGAUGUCACGUGAUGGGAUAAGAUGGCGGUUUCUACUGAAGGCACAGACCUGGAGGCCUCAUUGCUGAGCUUUGAAAAGUUGGACCGGGCAUCACCAGACCUCUGGCCAGAGCAGUUACCAGGUGUUGCUGAAUUUGCAGCUUCUUUUAAAAGUCCCAUCACCAGUUCUCCUCCCAAAUGGAUGGCUGAAUUAGAAAAUGAUGAUAUUGAUAUGUUAAAAGAGCUGGGCAGCCUCACCACAGCUAAUCUGAUGGAAAAGGUGAGAGGUCUACAGAAUCUGGCAUAUCAGUUGGGACUGGAUGAAUCAAGAGAAAUGACUCGAGGGAAAUUCCUGAACAUCCUGGAAAAACCCAGAAAGUAGCUGAUUGUGGAGUAUGGAAAAAAAUGUACCUGGCUGCUGGAAAACUACCUGAAUCCCCAAAUAUGCUGAAAUGGAAAGACCAGUGCUCUGCCUUACGCUUACAGAAAUGCUCCCGUGUCUUACUUCUCAUCUGAAGAGAAGUAUUCCAGAUGAUUUUGGCAAGGACCACCACUUGUUCCCUCAUCAAUUUGACUCUCCUGCCUUUAGUUACUCCUGCACAUUUUGCCAGAAGAAUUUGAUGCAACAGAUUUUUAUACCACAAUCUAGUCAAAAGUAAUGACCUCUUCUGCAGUUGGUAGAAGCAUAGAUUUAAAAUUAAAAGCAGAGAUUAUAUGUUACAAUGAUGAUUAUAUAGGCCAGUGUCCCAAAACAAUGUAUCUCAUGGCUCGUGUGUGUGUGAACGAGAGAGAGUGAAAGAGUGUAAGUGUAAGUCCCUCUUUUCCCUCUGGGACAAUAACUUUAUAUUUAUAGCUACCAUACUGAAAGGCAACACUAUUGCUGGGCACAAGUAGUGUUCUGGAUAAAAACUGACUGGUUGUGUGUGGUUUUUUAUCUUGGCUAAUCUUAGGACUGGGUAAUGCUUCUUACUUUCUUCCAGGUUAGCAUUGUGUAUAGAUUCUUAUUAGCCAUGUACAUUACAUAAAAGACCGUAUCAUUCUUUUGUCUCUCAUGGCUCAUUAUAUGCUGAGGUGCUGGACGUGAUGAGGAGCUACAUACCAAGGCAGAUUUUUUUUUACUGGUUCUAGACUGCCAUUGUUUGGAUGGGGUGAGGUGUGGAAUGUGAAGAGUGUCUCACUAAAUGGUUAAAGAAAACACUCCUAUAAGAAGAAAAGCUGUGUCAUACACCUUUAUCCAUUUGUCCUGUUUUACGUUCAGUUUAACUCUGCUAGAAAGGCUUAUACUGAAAAAAUGUUUAAAGGUACAAUAGCAUCUUUUUAUGACAGAACUACCCAAAAUGGAAUUUGUCUUGUCUUCAUAGUCUGCCUCUGCAUUGUAUUUGUUUUUACAGCUAGAAGACAGUUCUCCAAACAGGUUUCUCUAACAAAAAUAAUGUUAGAGAGAAACCUUCAUUAUGUAGAUUGAGUUACUUUCUCUUUCAGGAAUUAUUUAAUAUUAUUCAUGAAGAGCAUGGACAGGACUUUGCAUUCAAGCUUGUUUUUCUAGAAUAAGAUGCUAGUAACACUUUGGGGGACAAUCCACCCGAAGUUCAGCACUUUUAUGACCCAUUGAUAUCAAUGGAGCACACACUUACAUCUCUCCCAUUAUAAAAUCAAUCGGAUUCAAAAGAGCCUAACUUUGGUUGGGUUGCGACCUCUAUUUUAGUAAAAUAUCUCCAAUGAUCAGCAAUGAGAACAUACAUAGUCCUGAUCAGUUUACAGGAUCCAUGACAUAAGUUUGGGGAUGUAAGAGUAAAACAUAAUCAACAGAUUAUACUUGCAAUUUUACAUGUAUUCUGUAAGCAAUUUUGCGUUGAGGCACUUCAACCAGUGCAUGAGUGAAAUAUCUCUGUUAAGGGGCAGAUGAGUCAAAUUAAGAGUUUCAACUUUAAAGCUUUGUACAUUUGUCUAUCUGAGUACAGUGGGGGCUUUUCUUAUUUUUAAGCAGAAGUACUACAACUGGUAGUACAACAAAGUCUUUGCCUUGUUGAAGUAGAUGAGAGUUGUUGUUUUUCACACGAUGGCAUAUUUGCAGGAUUGUGGUUCAAAUGUAAGGGAGCAAAUGUAUGUAGCAACCCACCCAUCCACCCGAAACAUUUUUGCAUCCCCUUGAUUUCAAUGGAACAGAUUUUGGUGUGUUCCCAAUACUCACAUUGAAAACUAUCAGACAUGAAAGUGUUUGGCUUCAUCUGCAUCAUGCUCUGUGUGUUUUGUUUGUAUUUUUUGAGCCCUUGAAACAUGUUCGGAGUCUGUCAAGCUGAAAAGUUUAGGCAACACAUGCGGGAAGUCCAUGUUGCCAACCCAGUCAUGAAUCACACAUUAGUUGUAAAUUCUUCUGCAUUUGAAAGCAUUUUUUUUAAUUCUGGAAGCUCAUCUGCCAUAGACAGAGCAGUAAAGAUGUAUAUGCUUCAGAGUUGGGAUAUUUAUAUAUUUAUAUUUUUCAUCCAGAGAUAUGCUGGGGAUGUAUUUUUAUAGAUAGUAUUAUUACUUGUAUUGCCCUGAACAAGUAAUCUGUAUUAUGGCUCUGUAGUGUCCUAAAUAAAAGUAAAACAAUAUACAUUUUCAAAAGCAGUCUUUUAAAAUAUGGAAUGUUUUAUGGAAGGCUUUUAGCUAACUCUCAAGCUUGAUUGUAUGCCUGUUUAUUUGGACAUGUUCCAUUGAGUUUUGGAUUUACUAACAUUGAGGUUUAUGCACAUUUACUUAGGAGUAAGUCCCAUUAGAUUCAGUGAGAUGUGCUUUUGAAUAAAGUUGCACAGGAUCGUCUUA
This is a messenger RNA of Elgaria multicarinata webbii, 2906 nucleotides long. It is a transcript of the gene LIN52, whose product is annotated as lin-52 DREAM MuvB core complex component. The coding region runs from base 145 to 483 and encodes 112 amino acids. Gene Ontology annotation, cellular component: DRM complex. Lineage: Eukaryota; Metazoa; Chordata; Lepidosauria; Squamata; Anguidae. Gene Ontology annotation, biological process: regulation of DNA-templated transcription. The record is from RefSeq and is a predicted model, not a curated record. The transcript is spliced from 6 exons.